AUGGCGCAAGUUCAGAUUCAGGUGCCAGGCCAGAAUGCGAACGGAGCUGCGGUGGGGAACCAGUUCGUGACGACGUCGCUUUACGUCGGCGAUCUGGACGUGAACGUGACGGAUUCGCAGCUGUACGAUGCGUUUAAUCAGGUGGGUCAAGUCGUUUCUGUUCGGGUCUGCAGGGACUUGACGACCCGGAGAUCGCUCGGUUACGGCUAUGUUAACUACAGCAACCCACAAGAUGCUGCAAGGGCACUGGAUGUAUUGAAUUUCACUCCUCUUAAUGGAAAGCCAAUUAGGAUUAUGUAUUCCCACCGUGACCCUAGUCUUCGCAAAAGUGGUUCCGGGAAUAUAUUUAUAAAGAAUUUGGAUAAAUUGAUUGACCACAAGGCAUUGCAUGAUACAUUUUCUGCAUUCGGAAACAUUCUCUCCUGCAAGGUAGCUACAGAUUCCUCAGGCCAAUCAAAGGGCUAUGGAUUUGUACAGUACGACAAUGAGGAAUCUGCGCAAAAGGCUAUAGAGAAAUUGAAUGGAAUGCUAUUGAAUGAUAAGCAAGUUUAUGUAGGACCCUUUCUGCGCAAACAAGAAAGAGACUCUGUUACUAGCAAGACAAAAUUUAACAAUGUCUAUGUAAAGAAUCUCUCAGAGUCUACAACCGAUGAUGACCUGAAGAACGUCUUUAGUGAAUUCGGAACGAUAACCAGUGCUGUAGUGAUGAAGGAAGGGGAUGGGAAAUCAAAAUGCUUUGGCUUUGUGAACUUUGAGAAUGCAGAUGAUGCUGCUAGAGCUGUUGAAGCCCUUAAUGGGAAGAAAUUUGAUGAUAAGGAGUGGUAUGUAGGGAAAGCCCAAAAGAAAUCUGAAAGGGAAGUUGAACUAAAGCUUCGAUUUGAGCAGAGUAUGAGGGAGGCAGCAGACAAAUUUCAGGGAUCAAACUUGUAUGUUAAGAAUUUGGAUGAUAGCAUUGGUGAUGAUAAACUUAAGGAGCUUUUUUCUCAGUUUGGAACCAUAACAUCGUGCAAGGUCAUGCGAGACCCUAAUGGAAUCAGUAAAGGAUCAGGCUUUGUUGCAUUUUCAACUCCUGAAGAAGCAUCUAGAGCUCUGUUGGAAAUGAAUGGAAAAAUGGUUGUCAGCAAACCUCUAUAUGUGGCAAUUGCACAGCGGAAGGAAGAUAGAAGAGCCAGGUUGCAGGCUCAGUUUUCUCAAAUGCGGCCUGUUGCAAUGACACCCUCUGUUGCUCCUAGAAUGCCAAUGUACCCCACAGGUGGGCCUGGUAUUGGACAACAGAUAUUCUACGGUCAGGCACCCCCUGCUAUUAUUCCUCCUCAGCCUGGAUUUGGAUAUCAGCAGCAGCUUGUUCCUGGUAUGAGGCCUGGUGGGGCUCCUAUGCCAAAUUUUUUCGUGCCCAUGGUUCAGCAAGGACAGCAAGGGCAGCGUCCUGGUGGCAGAAGGGGAGGGGCUGUUCAGCAAACUCCACAAGCAGUUCCGUUGAUGCAACAGCAGAUGAUUCCUAGGGGCCGUGUCUACCGGUACCCACCAGGGCGUGGCCUCCCUGAUGUUCCCAUGCCUGGCGUUGCCGGAGGCAUGCUUUCUGUUCCAUAUGACAUGGGCGGAAUGCCACUGCGUGAUUCGACAAUUUCUCAGCCAAUUCCUAUUGGAGCUUUAGCCACAGCACUUGCAAAUGCAACCUCAGAGCAACAGAGGACGAUGCUCGGCGAGAAUCUUUACCCACUAGUGGAACAGCUAGAGCCUGAUGCUGCAGCCAAGGUUACCGGGAUGCUUCUGGAGAUGGAUCAGACUGAAGUUUUGCACUUGCUCGAGUCACCUGAAGCACUAAAAGCUAAAGUGGCCGAGGCUAUGGAGGUUCUGAGGAGUGUUGCUCAACAACAACAGGCCGGUAAUCCGGCUGAUCAACUGGCCUCGUUGUCGUUGAAUGACAACCUCUGAGUUUAUAUGUGAGCAUGUGUUUUUGAGAUACUUAAAAGUAGAUUCCCCUGUAGUUGUGGUUUUGACAUAUUUUCCGAAAGAAUUUGUUUAGUUGAGUAGGUACUGGUUUUGGUGUGUAUACUGCGAGAAGAUAUUUUGAAGAUUGUGACUUCCAUGUUCCUUGCUAUCUUUGCCUUUUGGUUUGGAA
Messenger RNA from Carica papaya (papaya), 2122 nucleotides. RefSeq names its product poly(A) binding protein 2 (gene PAB2). NCBI's taxonomy places the organism in Eukaryota, Viridiplantae, Streptophyta, Magnoliopsida, Brassicales, Caricaceae. Gene Ontology annotation, molecular function: RNA binding. The record is from RefSeq and is a predicted model, not a curated record.